Oncorhynchus masou masou (cherry salmon) is the source of this 6948-nucleotide messenger RNA. RefSeq lists its product as uncharacterized. The record is from RefSeq and is a predicted model, not a curated record. Bases 2207 to 3454 code for a protein of 415 amino acids. NCBI's taxonomy places the organism in Eukaryota, Metazoa, Chordata, Actinopteri, Salmoniformes, Salmonidae. The transcript is spliced from 2 exons.
GGUAGCCUAGUGGUUAGAGUGUUGGACUAGUAACUGAAAGGUUGCAAGUUCAAACCCCCGAGCUGACAAGGUACAAAUCUGUCGUUCUGCCCCUGAACAGGCAGUUAACCCACUGUUCCUAGGCCGUCAUUGAAAAUAAGAAUUUGUUCUUAACUGACUUGCCUAGUAAAAUAAAGUAAAAAAUAAAAAAAUUCUUGAGGUUUAGACAAAUCUAACCGCUCCGGCGGCUGUAUGCUAAAUGUAACACCGGACCUGUAUCUGCGUGUAUCUGUGCCCCUCCUGCUACACCUUGCACGGGUGGCUCCUGGUGGCUGCUGCACUUCUCCCGUGAUGUCUUCCAUGCUGAUUAGCAUCCUUGAUUUUCUUCCCCAAACUUUUCAACCCGGUACUGUAAGCUAAACUCUGUUAGCAAAUACACUCAUUCUAGUCCACUUCUGAUACCAUGUCAUGUAAUCAAACUUGUCUGUACGUGAGUAAAAUAACUACUAACGGUGUGUCUUUACGAUGGCACAUUUAUUGCUAACUUGACAUUGCUUCACAUUACAAGCCCCAUGAGAGAGAGAUGCUUUCCUCUUGGACCCCUACAUUCCCACAGGCCAUCUUUAGCAUAUGGCCAAUCAGGAUGCAAUAUGCAAGUAACACUACAGACCGUGGCAGAUGUUUUACAUUUUUUGUGAAUAUGUGAACAUAUUUGUAUAUUGUUUCUUGUUCUAGAUCAACCAACCUGCGGUUCGCCUAAUACAGUGCAUUUGGAAAGUAUUCAGACCCCUUGACUUUUUCCACAUUUUAAUGUUACAGUCUUAUUCUAAAAUGGAUUAAAUACAUGUUUUUCCUCAUCAAUCUACACACAAUACCCCGUAAUGACAAAGCGAAAAGAUGUUUAAGAAUUUUUUUGCAAAUGUAAAAAAAAUGUAAUACUUUAUUUACAUACGUUUUAAUACCCUUUGCUAUGAGAUUUUAAAUUGAGCUCCGGUGCAUCCUGUUUCCAUUGAUCAUCCUUGAUGUUUCUACAACUUGAUUGGAGUCCACCUGUGGUAAAUUAAAUUGCUUAGACAUGAUUUGGAAAGGCACCACCUGUCUAUAUAAGGUCUGACAGUUAUCAGUGCAUGUCAGAGCAAAAACCAAGACAUGAGGUCAAAAGAAUUGUCCUUAGAGCUCUGAGAGAGUAUUGCGUUGAGGCACAAAUCUGGGGAAGGGUACCAAAAAAUGUCUGCAACAUUGAAAGUCUCCAAGAACACGGUGGCCUCCGUCAUUCUUAAAUGGAAGAAGUUUAGAAGCACCAAGACUCUUCCUAGAGCUGGCAGCCCGGCCAAACUGAGCAAUCAGGGGAGAAGGGCAUUGGUCAGGGAGGUGACCAAGAAUCCGAUGGUCACUCUGACAGAGCUCCAGAGUUCCUUUGAGGACAUGGGAGAACCUUACAGAAAGACAACCAUCUCUGCAGCACUCCUCCAAUCAGGCCUUUAUGGUAGAGUGGCCAGACGGAAGCCCCUCCUCAGUAAAAGGCACAUCACAGCCCGCUUGGAGUUUACAAAUAGGCACCCAAAGACUCUCAGAACAUGAGAAACAAGAUUGUCUGAUCUGAUGAAACGAAGAUUCAACUCUUUGACCUGAAUGCCAAGCGUCAUGUCUGGAGGAAACCUGGCACCAUUCCUUCGGUGAAGCAUGGUGGUGGCAGCAUCAUGCUUAAGGGAUGUUUUUCAGUGCAGGGACUGGGAGACUAGUCAGAAUCGAGUGAAAGAUGAACGGAGCAAAGUACAGAGAGAUCCUUGAUGUGCUCUGCUCAUGAGUGCUCAGGACUUCAAACUGGGGGUGAAGGUUCACCUUCCAACAGGACAACGUCCCUAAGCACACAGCCAAGACAACGCAGGAGUGGCUUCAGGUCAAGUCUCUGAACCUGACAGAGCAUGAGAGGAUCUACUGAGAAGAAUGAGAGAAUCUCCCCAAAUACAGGUGUGCCAAGCUUGUAGCGUCAUACCCAUGAAGAUUUGACGCUGUAAUCUCUGUGUUUCAACAAAGUACUGAGUAAAGGGUCUGAAUACUUAUGUAAAUAUGAUAUUUCAGUUGUUUAUUUGUACCUAGGGUAGAAACCUGGUGGGGAGGAUGGACAGGAGACAGAUCUGGAUCCACUGGGCAUUGAGGAUGAGGUCCUGGAGCCCUAACCCCAGUUCUGACAGAAAAUCCGGUGAAUGGCUUUGAAGCAGUUACAAUGUCUAUUAUCAAGACUGUAAGGUGUAAUUUAAAAGGCAGGGAGGAAGGUCAAAGUAACCAGAUAGAGUUGCACUGGAAGGACAGCAAUUCCUUGUGCAUGUCCGGACUCUCACAUAAGUCAAGUCUCAACUAUCAGCACUCAAGUGCUUCCUCCCAGUCUCAAAGCAACUCAAAGGUCAACCCCAGACGCUCAAGUGUGUCAUCUGUCAAGAGACAAGAGGCUGCGGCGGAAGUUGCUGCUAACCAGCUAGAAGUAAUGGUUAAGCAAGAACGCCAACUAGAAGAGCUUCAGAGACUUGAAGAUGAAGAUAAGAAGAGGGCAGCGGAGCAAGAAGCUGAGGCUGUGAAACGCAGCUUAGAAGAAGCUAGGCUGCGAGUCAAGUUAGAGGUAGAAAAUGCUGCCAGACGAAGGACGCUAGAAGACAAGCGUAGAGAGUUAGAGCGCCUAGAAGUGCUCAAGAAACUAAAUGCUGCCAAGGCGCGAAUGCAAGUGUAUGAGCAAGAUGAAAACUCAGAGGACGAGAAGAGAGAACUACUCUCUAACUGCAAAUCUGUGAAAGAAGUCAUGCACAGACGUGGCUCAUUUCACAGUCUCUCACCACAACAUGUUGUGACAAGCACACAGCAAGAAGAUGGCACCAAGACCAUGUUCAGGUUACUAGCGGAAUCAAUCAGUGAAAGCCGCCUCCCCAUACCAGAACAAGUAACAUUCAAUGGAGAACCACUCUCGUUCACUGACUGGAAGGUCUCUUCUCAGACUCUGAUAGACAGGAAGAACAUACCAGCAACUGAGAAGAUAUAUUACUUGAGAAAAUAUAUUGGUGGGCCUGCCAAGAAAGCCAUCGAAAGUUACUUUAUGUUAGGAACAGAGUCAGCCUACUAUGCUGCAUGGACCAUUCUUGAAGAAAGGUACGGAAACAAAUUCCUCAUCGCCAAGUCCUUCAGAGAUAAGCUCAAUGCAUGGCCUAAGAUAGGAUCCAAGGACAGUCUUGAACUUAGAGACCUUGUAGACUUUCUUCGCAGCUGUGAGGCUGCUAUGUCUCAGAAUAAGGGCCUGGAGGUGCUUAAUGACUGUAAUGAAAACCAAGUCACCUCGGCCCUAGCUAACAAAACAUACAGUACAGAUAAAUUCUUCAAAUUCAUUAUCUUACACAAUAUUUUAUCACAGCACUGGCAAACCAUGGUUGGUGAACGCUCUGACCUUUGUCCCAUCAUAAGAAGGUUUAUGUCCAUUCUAAUAUUAUAAAUCCUAAUUUAUAAUUCUAUACCCAUGUGGCUCAGUUGGUAGAGCAUGGUGAUAGCAAUGCCAUGGUUGUGAGUUUGAUUCCCACAGGGUACCAGUAUGAAAAUGUAUCCACUUGCUAUUCCCCACCAGCUGUCGUCACGCUGGACCAUGUUCCUGAAGCUGAGAAGAGAGGACUGAAUGUAACUUUGUAGAGUUUGAUAUUUUAGUCUACUAAGGUUUUGUAAGAUGAUCUAGACUGGUCUAGCCUGUGAACCAGUUGUCUGGUUCAGACUGGCUUACCUUGACAUACUCAUGGUGGUUCUGCUCCAGUGUCUCCAGAUUCAUAGGCAGGUAGAGAAACAGAAACAGUAAAAUAAGACUUAGAAAGUCCAAGUCACAUCUCAAACUUCCUUCAUCUGUGUCUCGCAUCUCCCUCCCUGUCAUACCAGUGAUGGCUGUACAACAGGGUUGUCGAUAGCUCAAUGGCUGUGUGCGUGCAGCAGUUUGCUCCCCAUGACGGGCCCUAUCCAGUCACCUUGAACUCUCCCAGCUCUUGACCCCCCCCCCCCCUUGGACACAGAAAGUCUUCAAACACACACACUGCAGUGCUGCACAUCUACGGUCCAUACACAGAGCACACACAAUUCAAGUAGCUAUCAAGCAAACACAUCCUCACAUGACUAGCUAGUAGCCUAUAAGUAAGUAACGUUAGCCUGUGUAUAAAUGGUUAGCUAACUAGACACACAAUACAAUAUCAAGUAGUUACUUAGCUAGCUAGCUUCAAAUGCUAGCUAGAGAUUGUAGUUGUCACGUGCACAGCCGCUAGGUAACAAUAGCUGUCUACAGAAUUACAAUUAUCAAGUCACUCAACUAACAGUUGUAAUGAUUUGACCAAGAACACAAAUUACACUCAACGGAGACUGUGUGGCUAGCUACUGUAGCUGCACUAGGAACAAUAAAUGCACCCAGUUCGGCAAUACCCUCCCUUUCCCCGCCUACCUUGAUAAUGCUUGUUUUCCGAUAUCCAAAGUGAAGAAAGCAGAACAAAAAAGGCAGAUUUCUGUAAAUUUCACACAUCUUGAAAUAACAGAUGACCAGUGGUGAAAUUAUUCUGUCAUGCUGCUUAAUGAAGGAUACCCAUUGGCCACAAUAUACACUGACCUAAUUCAGUAGUCAAUUCAACAUCAUCUUUUCUCUCCUAUUAAGUCCUGUAGCUAACUACAUGUCAGAGCUGUGCCUAUACCCGACAACCCUCGUCUCACUGCCUUGACCUGUUGCUGCGUCUCUUCCUAGUCUCUGUGAAUGAGUAAUUACGAAUGUUGUUACAACCAGCAGCACAUACUGAGUGUCUGUCUCUCUCGGUCUUGUCUCCAAAACAGACACUAAUCUAGACCAGUGUGCAAAAUUAAAUAAUGAAAUGUAGUGUUGAAACCAAUUCACCCAAACCAAGCCACGUUCAAUCUGACCCAGAACGCAGUUCCACCUCGAAAUGACAGCCCUGGGUUUUCCAACCCCUUGGUGAUCAAGGUGCUUUACCCUCUCUGAUGAAUAACCCUGUUCUGAAGCAGUACUCUAAAAUCAGUAUAAUCUCUGUGACAUACCAGUGUCUUUCAGAUCACAUCUUUUGGACUGGCUGGAGGAAUGACCACCAAGAAGACUGUGUGGAGAACACUAACACAACUCCUGACAAAUGCCAUGAACUGGAGAGGGGCCAAUGGGAAGGAGGCAUUCGAACCACUUGCCCCGGUGGCACUGUUUUUUUCACAAGGUGCCUACAUCAAUGCUCAGAUAGAGGAGACAGUAAUCAGUGAUGGUCUAACAUGUGUUGAGUCAUACUGCUUUUUUAAAUAACUUUGCAUGGGUGAGUUGGAUUAAUGAAUGGUCCAUUGUGUGUCUACAACUGUCUCCGCAAAGGCAGGAAAAGACAUGCACUGCUGUGAAGGAUCCUGCCUGACCCAAAUGCUUCAAAUGGCACAGUUACUGGCACAGGCUGUCUAUUUGACAGGCAUUUAUCAAAAGGAAACCACCAGAACACUAUCCCUAAAAACAGUGAAUAAAGUGAUUGUUUGAUUGAACCCGUUUUAUCAUAGAUUAAUUACAUGUUGACUACAUAUUUUGUUACCCUUUCCUAAUAUAAUUUCAUAAAUCCUGACUGCUAGCUCUAGUUUAGACUUGUCUGGCACAAACACAACAUACCGCCAUUCCCAUCCUGUUUCAUUUUAUGUAUCUCAUUAUUAAUAAUUUACAUAAACAUCUGUGUGUGCUGCAUUGUGGUAUUUUUUUCCUGUGUUGACAGUUGUAAUGGUCAAAAUAAUAAGCAUUAGAAAUGUAUUUAUACAUUUUCUUUCUUUGAUUUUGGUCUAGGUGCCAGUUCCCACAUCAUAAGUUGUGUACUCUGCAGUUUGUACCCUUUAUAUAAUAUUACUUGUUGAUGAAAAGGAAAUUAUAGGAUGUAAAACAAGGAUCAUCAACUAGAUUCAGCUGCGUGACUAUUUUUUAUUGAGUGGUCAGAACAUAAUAAAAAUAUUUUUAGAAUGCAUAUUGACCGCAAGAAGCCAAAACAGAUAUAUUUGACUAAAACAUAACAUUUUCAAACCUUGAUUACAUUGCCCUGUGAAGGGUGCUGUCUUUCGGAUGCGACGUUAAAAUGAGUGUCCUGACUCUGUGACUCUGUGGAGAUGGUUGUCCUUCUGGAAGGUUCUCCCAUUAUGGCAGCACUCCACCAAUAAGGCCUUUGUGAUAGAGUGGCCAGACAGAAGCCACUCAGUAAAAGGCACAUGACAGCCCGCCUGGUUUGACAAAGGCACCCAAAGGACAAUUGACCAUGAGAAACAAGAUUCUCUGGUCUGAUGAAACCAAGAUUAAACUCUUUGGCCUGAAUGCCAAGCGUCACAUCUGGAGGAAACCUGGUGUAACAGUAUAACUUUAGACCGUCCCCUCGCCCAUACCCAGGCGCGAACCAGGGACCCUCUGCACACAUCAACAACAGUCACCCACGAAGCAUCGUUACCCAUCGCUCCACAAAAGCCACGGCCCUUGCAGAGCAAGGGGAACCACUACUUCAAGGUCUCAGAGCAAGUGACGUCACCGAUUGAAACGCUAUUUAGCGCGCACCGCUAACUAAGCUAGCCGUUUCACACCCGUUACACUGGCACCAUCCCUACGGUGAAGCAUGGUGGCAGCAUCAUGCUGUGGGGAUGUUUUUCAGUGACAGGGACUGGUAGACUAGUCAGAAUCAAGUGAAAGAUGAACAGAGCAAAGUACAAACCUGCUGGACCUCAGACUGGGGCGAAGGUUUACCAUCCACGUCUGCAUCUGUCAUAUCUCUGACUCUACAUUUUAAAAAUGACACUGUCUGAAAUAAAUUCCAUAAAGUUAUUUCUGUCCCAGCCUCUUCCCUGGGUGAAACAGUGACUCCUACCAGAUCUAAGAGCCUGUAUUGUACUGUAUUACUAAGCAAUGCUCCACAUGCUCUUGUUUCAACUUGGGGUGGCAUAGGUCAUCGACACACUUAU